AUGAAACACCCGGAUCUUGCCCGCAGAACUGCCAAUAUCUUGAGCCUUGAGAGAGAUAAGGUGGAUGAAGGGGUUGUCUGUAAUUGGUUUGCAACUCUCAAGGACAGGCUGAAACAAGACCAUGCCUUACACAUCCUUGAAGACCCCUCGAGAAUCUCCAAUGUUGAUGAGACAGGUUUUGCCCUGCAAGUUCUUGAACAACUUCCAGAUGAGCUUCAAGAGAACUUUGUGAAGAUCAAAAGUGUAGGCUUAGAGUCAGAGAAACUACUUCUUCAAAUUGAUGCCAUUGCCAGUGCCUACUUGAAGAAGCUUCAGCUCAUGCCUGAUGAAGACAGGGACCUCCAGGAAGCCAAAAUCCAAAACCUUUUCAAGAAAGUUAAUCAGUUUUCUGAUGUUAAAGUGAACUUGGCAAGGGCAACAUAUGAAAUGGUGGACAAGCAUAUCAGGAAGCUUGACAUGGAUCUUGCACGCUUUGAAGCUGAACUCAAGGAGAAAGAUGAAACCUUCAAGCUGGAAGAUGUUGGGUCAAUGGGAUCACAAGCAAAGAAAAAAGGCACCAAGAAGACAGUGACCAAGAAGGCAAAGCGAAAAAUAACACGUAAUCCUGCACCAGUAUCAGUACCAUCUUCAGAUGAAGAUACUUCGGCUCGAUUAAAGAAACGAUUUAAGAAGAAGACCACAUCUGAAGAAGCUCCACUUCAAAUCCAGGCAUCAUCUCUUCCAUCUCCUUCUCAAGUUUUGGACAUGCCAGUGGAUCCCAAUGAGCCUACUUACUGUCUCUGUGAGCAGGUUUCAUAUGGGGAAAUGAUUGGAUGUGACAAUGUAGAUAUUGCCUCUGGCCCCCUGGUGAUGGGAUUCAUCAUGGUGGGGGACACUGCAACCACAGUGUUCAUAGUCUUUGCUGAAGAUCACAUGUUGUAUGUGCGCCUUCCAAGAGCACAAUCAAAAGACUGA
This is a messenger RNA of Darwinula stevensoni, 954 nucleotides long. The record is from the annotation of a GenBank genome assembly. Lineage: Eukaryota; Metazoa; Arthropoda; Ostracoda; Podocopida; Darwinulidae.